AUGAGCGGCAGCAGCGCCAGGUCCAGCCACCUGUCCCAGCCGGUCGUGAAGAGCGUGCUGGUGUACCGCAACGGGGACCCUUUCUUCGCGGGGCGCCGCGUGGUCAUCCACGAGAAGAAAGUGUCCAGCUUCGACGUGUUUCUGAAAGAGGUGACGGGCGGUGUUCAGGCGCCGUUUGGGGCGGUCAGGAACAUCUACACGCCGCGGACCGGCCACCGCAUCCGGAAGCUGGACCAGCUCCAGAGCGGGGGCAACUACGUGGCCGGGGGUCAGGAAGCCUUCAAGAAGCUCAAUUACUUGGACAUAGGAGAAAUGAAGAAGAGACCUAUGGAAGUUGUUAAUACAGAGGUGAAGCCAGUAAUGCACAGCAGGAUCAACGUGUCCGCUCGCUUUAGAAAGCCACUGCAGGAGCCGUGCACGAUCUUUUUGAUUGCAAAUGGAGACCUCAUAAGUCCGGCUUCCCGCCUCCUCAUCCCCAGAAAAACCUUGAAUCAGUGGGAUCAUGUGCUACAGAUGGUCACGGACAAAAUAACUCUGAGGACUGGAGCUGUCCACAGACUUUACACGUUAGAAGGAAAACCUGUUGAGAGCGGGGCGGAGUUGGAGAAUGGGCAGUUUUAUGUGGCCGUUGGCAGAGAUAAGUUUAAGAAAUUGCCUUACAGUGGAUUACUUUUUGACAAGUCCACAAUGAGAAGGUCCUAUGGUCAGAAGGCUUCUUCACUACCUCCUAUUGUAGGAUCCAGAAAGUCUAAAGGGAGUGGAAAUGAUCGUCAAUCCAAGUCAACAGUUGGAUCCAGUGAUAACACAUCCCCUCAGCCCCCAAAGAGGAAAGGGCGAAAAGAAGAAGUGAGUUUGGAAAAACCCAAGAAAGGGAAGCAAAAUGUAAAGUUAAAGAAAUCACCACAAACAAGUCCAAACAGUGAUGAAGGCGUUUUCAAAGCUGGAGCAGAGAGGUCUGAGACACGGGGAGCAGCAGAAGUCCAAGAAGAUGAAGACACUCAAGUUGAGAUCCCAGUUGACCAGAGACCAGCAGAAAUAGUAGAUGAGGAAGAAGAUGGAGAGAAAGCAAACAAGGAUGCAGAGCAGAAAGAAGAUUUUUCGGGAAUGAAUGGUGAAGUUGAAGAAGGAGGAGAUCUGGAGGCUACGGAAGCCUCUGAGGAGGUGGAGGAGGUCCCGGACCACAGGGAGGAGCCUGCAGGUCCCACCCGAGGUAAUGGAGGCACCGAUGAAGAAAAUGGGGAGGAGCUGGAUCAGGUUACUACUGAGCUUCAGGAGGCAGUGGACGAGGAUGUCAAGUCUCAAGGAGCUGGCACUGGACAAAAUGAGGCUGACUUAGACCACCAAAGACCACCAAGACCAGAAGUAAAAAUCACCAGCCCACAAUGAGAAAAUGAGAACAACAAACAAAACAAGGACUAUGUUGUCAUAGCAUAGAUAAUUUUCAAAAAGAAGAGUAUGUUGAUUAUCAGAAAAAUGAAGGGUUAUAAUACUUGAAUAAUAAGGAUAUAGUUACUGCGGAACAUAAUGUGACAAUAUGGUUGAAUACUACCUACUGAAUUUUAAGAUUAGAGGCUUAAUGGAAAGACUAGAUAAUUUUGAAUAGCUACUAAAGGGGAGUGACUUCUUUUCAUGGAAUGUAUUUUUAAAAGUCUUUUAGGAAAAUUAAAAGGGUAUAGGAGCACUUUCCCCGGAUGACAAUUGGCCACUUGUCUUUAUAAGCGAUGGAAAAGAAUAGGGCCACACCUAUUGGAUCCUUUUCUAUAAAUUUAGAAAUGAGGCUAUUAGAUGGGAGUUUAUCCUAUAGCACUUAUCUAGGAAGGCAGAGAAUUUUAAAGAGAUGGUAAUAGGAAAGCAUGUACUAUUUUUUUUAAAGCAAUAAACUCUUGCAUAAACAACUGUAGUUUAGUUUCAGAGACUGGCAAUAGAUUGAAAUGUUUCCGUGACUUGUCAACAUUCUUUUCUUUCUUCCUCCUCAUCCCAAAUCCAUCUUACACAAAUUAAAAAGACAGCACAGGGUGUUCACUUUGGAAGGUGGAAGUCUUCAUUCAGGGUAGUGGUGAUUAAUCUUGACAUGACAUUCCCUCAAGCGCUUCAGGUUUUAAUCCUUGUGUCUUUAGUGACACAUUCAGGAAGGAAUUUUACCAUGGGACACCCAGUUAUAUUCACUGAACCUGGCUGGCUGGUGUGCAAGUUCUGGUAUUCUGUGGAU
Molecule: messenger RNA, 2209 nt
Organism: Nyctereutes procyonoides (raccoon dog)
Lineage: Eukaryota; Metazoa; Chordata; Mammalia; Carnivora; Canidae
Gene: DCDC2
Product: doublecortin domain containing 2
Exons: 10
Coding region: 1-1386 (461 amino acids)
Biological process (GO): cilium assembly; intracellular signal transduction; dendrite morphogenesis
Cellular component (GO): kinocilium; axoneme; microtubule
Source: RefSeq, a predicted model, not a curated record